This is a messenger RNA of Mus pahari (shrew mouse), 2678 nucleotides long. RefSeq names its product gamma-aminobutyric acid type A receptor epsilon subunit (gene Gabre). Bases 24 to 2270 code for a protein of 748 amino acids. Gene Ontology annotation, molecular function: GABA-A receptor activity; benzodiazepine receptor activity; GABA-gated chloride ion channel activity. The transcript has 10 exons. The record is from RefSeq and is a predicted model, not a curated record. Gene Ontology annotation, cellular component: GABA-A receptor complex; synapse; neuron projection. Gene Ontology annotation, biological process: nervous system process; regulation of postsynaptic membrane potential; signal transduction. NCBI's taxonomy places the organism in Eukaryota, Metazoa, Chordata, Mammalia, Rodentia, Muridae.
UGGUCGUGCCAGGCACCGCCGAGAUGUUGCCUAAAGUUCUCCUGAUGCUUCUCAACAUGUUCCUGGCCCUUCAGUGGAGGGUUGGACCUCAUGUUAAUCUGGAGAAUAAACCCCCUGCCCAAGAUAAGGUAGUAUUCGGCCCUCAGCCUCAGCCUGUGCCACAGCCUCUGACUCCGCCUGAAUCUCCUGCUGGAGAUGCUGUCGUCUUCGGCACUCAGCCCCAGCCCCAGGUGGAAUCCCCUGGCCAUGAUGAUGUAGUCUUUAGUUCCCAGCCCCAGCCUAUGCCUCAGCCCCAGCCAAUGCCUGAGCCCCAGCCUCAGCCAGAGCCUGAGCCCCAGCCGCAGCCGCAGCCGCAGCCACAGCCACUGGCUGGGCGCCAGCCUCUGCCCCAGCCCCUGCCUUGGCCCAUGCCUCAGCCCCAGCCAGAGCCAGAGCCUGAGCCGGAGCCGGAGCCGGAGCCGGAGCCGGAGCCCCAGCCAGAACCUGAGCCGGAGCCGCAGCCUCAGCCAGAGCCCGAGCCAGAGCCUCAGCCGGAGCCGGAGCCAGAGCCGGAGCCGGAGCCGGAGCCGGAGCCGGAGCCGGAGCCCGAGCCACAACCACAGCCGGAGCCCAAGCCCGAGCCGGAGCCCGAGCCGAAGCCCGAGCCGGAGCCCGAGCCGGAGCCCGAGCCGGAGCCCGAGCCGGAGCCCGAGCCCGAGCCCGAGCCCGAGCCCGAGCCGGAGUCAGAGCUGGACCUGGAGCCGGAACCGGAGCCCCAGCCCCAGCCCCAGCCCCAGCCCCAGCCCCCGCCCCAGCCCCAACCCCAACCCCAACCCCAGCCUGAACCUGAGCCGGAGCCAGAGCUGAAAUCAGAGCCCCAGUCCCAGCGGGAGCCUCAACCUAGUGGAAAGAAGCUUCCAGCAAAAGAAACAGAACUCACUGCUGAUUGCAUGACUGAACGCCCAGGUGGGAAACUGACAAGAGCUUCUCGAAUCCUUAACACCAUCCUGAGCAACUAUGACCAUAAACUGCGCCCCGGCAUUGGAGAGAAGCCUACUGUGGUCACUGUUGAAGUCUUUGUCAACAGCCUUGGGCCUAUUUCCAUCCCAGACAUGGAAUAUUCCAUUGACAUCAUCUUCUACCAGACCUGGUAUGAUGAGCGUCUUCGUUACAAUGACACCUUUGAAACCCUUAUUCUGCAUGGCAACGUGGUGAGCCAGUUGUGGAUCCCGGAUACCUUUUUUAGGAAUUCUAAGAGGACCCAAGAGUAUGAUAUCACCAUACCUAACCAGAUGGCUCUCAUCCACAAGGAUGGAAAGGUGUUGUACUCAGUUAGGAUGACCAUUGAUGCAAGAUGCUCACUCCACAUGCUCAAUUUUCCAAUGGAUUCUCACUCUUGCCCUCUGUCUUUCUCUAGCUUUUCCUAUGAUGACAGUGAAAUGAUCUACAAGUGGGAGAAUUUCCAGCUCGAAAUCAAUGCGAAGAACACUUGGAAGCUAUUGGAAUUUGAUUUCACAGGAGUGAACAAUAAAACUGAAAUCAUCUCUACCCCAUUUGGUGACUUCAUGGUCAUGACAUUCUUCUUCAAUGUAAGCAGGCGGUUUGGCUUCAUUGUCUUUCAAAACUAUGUUCCUUCUUCUGUCACCACAAUGCUCUCCUGGGUCUCCUUCUGGAUCAAGAUAGAAGCUGCUGCUGCCAGGGCCUCUGUAGGGGUCAGCUCUGUGCUCACCAUGGCCACGCUGGGUACCUUAUCCUGUAAGAAUUUCCCUCGUGCCUCCUAUCUCACAGCUUUGGACUUCUAUAUUGCAAUUUGUUUCGUCUUGUGCUUCUGCACUCUGCUAGAGUUUGCUGUGCUCAACUUCCUGACCUACAAUAAUAUUAAACGACAGGCUUCUCUAAAGUUCUACCAACUUCCAACCAAUAGCCGUGCUAAUGCGCGUACUCGUGCUCGUGCACGCACCCGCGCUCGUGCUCGUGCCCGUGCACGCCAGCAGCAGGAAGUGUUUGUGUGUGAGAUUGUCACCUAUGAGGAAAAUGCUGAAGAGGGGUAUCAGUGGUCUCCAAGAUCAAGAAGACCUCAGUGUCCCUGGAGGCGGUGUGGCAGAAGCUAUGUGUGCUUCAGGGUUCUCAGGAAGUAUUUCUGCAUGGCUCCUGGUUGUGAGGGAGGCAGCUGGCAGAGGGGCCGCAUCUGCAUCCAUGUUUAUCGCCUAGAUAAUUAUUCGCGGGUGCUUUUCCCCAUUACAUUCUUCUUCUUUAAUGUACUCUACUGGCUGAUUUGCCUUAACCUGUAGGCUCCAGCAACCACCUCAGUUCCCCAUGAGGUCCUAAGCCCCUUUGCCAAGGGAGUUGAGAGACAAUAGCAACAGCAGCAAGCCUGAGGAGAGUUUGUCUCUGCUGGUCCUCCUUCUGUUGGCCCCUUCACUCAAUCUUCUCAACAGCACUUCUCAAGUAACAGCUCACCUCUCUAUUCUUCAAAGAGUAUCCAUGAUGUUCAGAGUGCCCACAUUUGAGCAGAUAAGCUAUCUCUCAUUUGUGUUUACAGCUGUUUUCCCCAGGAGGUUAUGGUUCCAUUUGUGGUGCUAAGGGGCCCAGCUCAGGCUCAGUCCUAGAAUGCACAGAGCAACAGUAUAGCAGAAGGAGGGUCCUCAUCCUUAAGUCUUAUAGUCAGACUAUUUGAUAUUUUUCUCCCUGCCCUCUCU